Messenger RNA from Loxodonta africana (African savanna elephant), 3145 nucleotides. RefSeq names its product solute carrier family 8 member B1 (gene SLC8B1). The record is from RefSeq and is a predicted model, not a curated record. The transcript is spliced from 17 exons. The coding region runs from base 251 to 1972 and encodes 573 amino acids. Gene Ontology annotation, cellular component: membrane. Gene Ontology annotation, biological process: intracellular calcium ion homeostasis; calcium export from the mitochondrion. Lineage: Eukaryota; Metazoa; Chordata; Mammalia; Proboscidea; Elephantidae. Gene Ontology annotation, molecular function: calcium:sodium antiporter activity.
ACCGGGCGGUGUCGGGGGCGGAAGGUCGGGAGGCGCGGGACCGCGGGAGGGACCGGGAAGGCCUUGGGGCCCGACGGAAUCCCGGUUCGGAGUCUGUGGGCCCGAACCCGACCUGAGAUGAGGAAUCAGAGUCUCAGAGAGGUGAAGUGACCUGCCUAAGGUUGAACAGCUAGCCACGGCCCACUAACUGUUUGGAACUGAAAUACUACAUAAGGGGAAGUGGCGAGUGAGGCCCAGGUCUGUGGCGCUGAUGGCUGGAAGGUGGCUGAUGGUGGAGAAAGUAUUUGGAGCAGGGCCUGGGGGUCCCCCUGCAGAGGCCCCUAUCAGCCCCCUGCUUCCAACUGCAGAUGUGAACAAGACCCUCAAGGUGGAUUGCCGCGACGUGUGUGGCCUGAACAUCUCUGACCGCUGUGACUUCAUCCGGACCAACCCUGACUGCCGCAAUGAUGGGGGCUACCUGGACUACCUUGAAGGCAUCUUCUGCUUCUUUCCACCCAACCUCCUUCCUCUGGCCAUCACCCUUUAUGCUCUCUGGCUACUUUACCUGUUUCUGAUUCUGGGAGUCACUGCGGAGAAGUUUUUCUGCCCUAACUUGUCAGCCAUUUCUACCACCCUCAAGCUCUCCCACAAUGUGGCAGGCGUCACCUUCCUGGCCUUUGGGAAUGGUGCCCCUGAUAUCUUCAGUGCCCUGGUGGCUUUCUCGGACCCACGCACAGCCGGCCUGGCCUUUGGGGCACUAUUUGGCGCCGGCGUGCUCGUCACCACAGUGGUGGCCGGCGGCAUUGCCAUCCUGCGACCCUUCACAGCUGCCUCCAGGCCCUUCCUCAGGGACAUCACUUUCUACAUGGUGGCAGUGUUCCUGACCUUCACUGCACUCUACUUUGGCCGGGUCACACUGGCCUGGGCCCUGGGUUACCUGGGCUUGUAUGUAUUCUAUGUGAUCACUGUGGUUCUCUGCACCUGGAUCUACCGAUGGCAGCAGAGGAAAUCCUUGGUUUACUCCUCGCCAAACACUCCAGAGCUGCUCUCAGAUUCUGAGGAUGAGCGGGUGUCUUCUAAUACCAACAGCUAUGACUACGGGGAUGAGUACCGGCCGCUAGUCCCCUACCAGGAGACCACGGCUCAGAUCCUGGCCCGGGCCCUCAACCCGCUGGACUAUAGGAAGUGGAGGAACAAAUCAGCCUACUGGAAGGCCUUCAAGGUUUUCAAGUUGCCCGUGGAAUUCAUUCUGCUCCUCACGGUAUCUGUUGUGGACCCAGACAAGGAUGACCGCAACUGGAAACGGCCGCUCAACUGCCUGCACCUGGUGACCAGCCCCCUGUUCUGUGUCCUCACCCUGCAGUCGGGGGUCUAUGGCCUCUACGAGAUCGGCAACCUCUUUCCCGUCUGGGCUGUGGUGGUGAUCGCGGGCACAGCCUUGGCUACGGUGACCUUUUUUGCCACAUCCAACAACGAGAUCCCCAGGCUUCACUGGCUGUUUGCUUUCCUGGGCUUCCUGACCAGUGCCUUGUGGAUCAACACAGUUGCCACAGAGGUGGUGAACAUCUUGCGGUCCCUGGGUGUGGUCUUCCGGCUAAGCAACACAGUCCUUGGGCUCACGCUGCUGGCCUGGGGAAAUAGCAUUGGAGAUGCCUUUUCAGAUCUCACCCUGGCUCGCCAGGGCUAUCCGCGGAUGGCGUUCUCGGCCUGUUUUGGUGGCAUCAUCUUCAAUAUCCUCGUGGGCGUGGGGCUGGGCUGCCUGCUGCAGAUCUCCCGGAGCCACAUGGAGGUGAAGCUGGAGCCAGACGGACUGCUGGUGUGGGUUCUGGCCGGCACCCUGGGGCUCAGCCUUGUCUUCUCCCUGGUCACGGUCCCUGCGCAGUGCUUCCAGCUGAACAAAGCCUAUGGCGUCUGCCUGCUCAUCUUCUACUUGAACUUCCUUGUCGUGGCCCUCCUCACUGAAUUCGGAGUGAUUCACUUGAAAAGCGUGUGACUGAAGCCAUAUGUCAGAGUCUGCCUGGUGGCCUGGGCUGUCAUUGCAGGCAGGCACCCAGCAGCUCUCUGUAAGGGGAGAAUUGCCAAUGGAGGCCCCUUUUGUAGAAUGCAAACAGGCACGCACGGUGUGAUGGGAUCAGGGCUCCUGUGGGGUGGUUGUUGCUGCUGAAGGUUUGAAGUCACUGCUCUGUGCAGGAAGAAAGGCCAAGUCUAUCUUACUGCCAGCACCCAACAGUGCCAUUUCGGAUUUUGGACACCACUGCCCAGGGAUUUUGGAGACUGCGCUUUGCUGUGGACAGAGCUCCAAGAGAAGCUAGAAGCCUUUCUUCAACGAUCUCCAGAGCAUCUCUGAAGAGGGUUAGAGUUUAGGGUGACUGGGAUGACUGGGAGCCUUCCAGGCCACUUUUGAAAGACCCCUGAAGUGUUCAGGGCUGGAGGCAGCUGCUGAGACACAGGACCCUCCCGCGUUCACCCCUGCUGCUUUCUGUCCCCCUUACUUAGCUUUAGGCGCACUGGAAUCUUCUCAGGGCUCAGACGGCUGCCACACCCUGGUGUGGAAAACCAGGAUGACUACACAGCUUCUCACUAAGGUCAGGCAGGGAACCGUGGCCAAGAACGCCUCGUGUGCUGGGGCACUGGGCUGAUGGGGGCUGGGCCCUAGAUCCACUUUGUCUGACAGAAACCGGAUGUGAGGCACACUCAUCAUUCUGAAUUUUGUAGAAGCCACAUUAGUAAGCCAAAAAGAAACAGGUGAGGUUCAUGGGAACAGAUUUUAUUUAACCCAGUAUAUCCAAAAUGCCACCUUGGCGUGUAGUACUGGCCACAUGAGUAGCUGCCAUGCUGGCCGGCUCCUGGCACUACGUCCAGACUCUGCCCUGGCUGUGGACAGACUCCUCUGCUCAGAACUGUGGGCUUCCCCAGCUGCACAACAGGGGUCACUACUGACUGCCCUGCACCUACCUCAGGGGGAGGCUGGACUAGGGGCUCAAAUGGCCUCAGACCUCAGGUGGCCAGGUGAGAGCGUGCUGAGCCUUGCUGCCGUAGCCGGUGACCCCACCUUUUAAGCAAGCACCUCCUCAGUUUGCCCAGUGGCCUUAUGCUGGCUGUGAAGAAAAGGAACUUUUUUUUUCCCAAAUAAAAAAGGUUAUUAAAUAUGUCAAAUAUACACAAA